Molecule: messenger RNA, 3606 nt
Organism: Lytechinus pictus (painted urchin)
Lineage: Eukaryota; Metazoa; Echinodermata; Echinoidea; Temnopleuroida; Toxopneustidae
Product: cation channel sperm-associated protein 1-like
Exons: 13
Coding region: 271-1674 (467 amino acids)
Biological process (GO): regulation of cilium beat frequency involved in ciliary motility; transmembrane transport; calcium ion transport
Cellular component (GO): CatSper complex; membrane
Molecular function (GO): voltage-gated calcium channel activity; calcium-activated cation channel activity
Source: RefSeq, a predicted model, not a curated record
AACCAGAGCGCGCGCUCGCGCGAGAUUCGAUUUGUUUUGAUGAAACAGCUGAUUUGACUUGAAAAUAACAGCCGGUGUUUAAUUCAGCAACAAAAAGUUAAAAGAUCAUCAUUCUAAAUUGCACUUGCUUCAUUUCAGAGGACAGAAAUAAUUCAAGACUCAGUGGGUUGCUCCAAACACCGGUUUAAUCAUCAUUGACUGCCUUAACUGCAACUGCAGGUUUGAUCUCAAGUCAAAGGAUAAGUCAUUGAUGCGAACACAACUCUAACCAUGGCUUCAGAAGAUGAUCAAGCAGAGGAUAACUCUGCCACCUUUUUGAUGUCCCUCUCUUACCAUCGCAAUGUGAUGCGGAAUCACCGUAAGAAGGCUGCUGCUGCUGCUCAGCCCGUAUCAAGAUUAGCUGCAAGGAGGCAUAUGGUUGCACCCCAGAGUGUUGUCCUACCAGCCCAUCUUCAACAUCUUCAGGAAAAGGGUCCCUCAGAUAACAAGUUAGAUGGGGCGACACUCGUGAGACUAGAUUCGAUGCGAAGUGCACAUGCCUAUCAAGCUCAUGGCAUCAACAAACAGGAGGAUAAUGAAAAGGUGGAACUUCAGACCAGAAGAGACAAGAUCCUCCGAGAUGCGGGAUUCUUACGACGUCAGCUCUAUGAUUUGACAGAGUCUCCUAUCUUUACCGGUUUCAUCCUCUGCAUUAUCUUGUUCAAUACAUUCAUACUGUGUGCUCUCACAUUCAGUGUUGUUGAAGUUAGAGCAGGUUGGCAUUUCAAGUUUAUUGACUACAUUCUUCUUGUCGUCUACUUCAUGGAGUCUGCUCUCAAGAUCUAUGUUUGGCAUUGGGACUUCUUCAAAGAAAUGUGGAAUGUUAUGGACUUCCUGAUUGUGGUAUCCAAUGUUGCUGACUUUGGGAUCGAGAUCUUCUACGGGGGUACUGUUCAGAUCCUUGCCAUCUUGAGUAUCUUCCGAGCCAUGCGAGCAUUGAAAGCUCUAAGGGUUCUCAGAACAGUCAGGUUUCUACGAAGCUUGCAGGUCAUCAUGAAUACUUGUCUUGAAUCAGUUCAGUCCAUGGGAGCCAUCAUCAUGCUCAUCUCUCUCUUUCUCUAUAUCUUUGCUGUGAUUGGUCGCGGUUUGUAUGCUGAGAUUGACAAGGAGAGAUUUGGAAACAUUGGAUCCGCUGCUCUAACUCUGUUCCAACUUCUUACAUUGGAUGAUUGGUUCUAUAUCUACUCUGAUGCCGUAGCUAGAGAUCCAAAUAACUUUCACAUUAUUUUCUACCUGAUAACCUACAUCGGUCUGGAGUAUUUCAUCUUUCUCAAUCUGUUUGUAGCAGUAUUGGUAGAUAAUUUCCAACUGACCUUGGAUGCAGCCAGUGAAAAGGAGGCUCUCAGAAAAGCAGCCUUGAAAGAGGCGGAAGAUGCUCUGUUUGAUGAUGGAACACAUUCAAAUCCACUGGCUGCUAAACCAACAGUCUCUUCUAUAACUAAUGCCAACAUCACGAUAAAAACCAUUGAUGAUUACUAUGACGAAGACCAUUACACUACAAGUGAUAAGAAAUACCUUGGUCACUUCCUACGACUGCUUGCUGCUAUUGAACAAAAUGGGCAUAUCUUGCGUAAUCAACAAGGAACUUUGGACAAAGUCAUUCUCUUAGUUCAAGAUACGAUGGAUGAUGCAUAGAAUGAAACAGCUACCUUGACCAGACAUUCGGAAAGAGACAUCUAAAGAGUACAAUUCUUUAUUCUUGAAACUUUGCAAAACAAGUUUUAUAUCUAGGGGUAAUAUGAUAACAAUUUUGUUUUCCUUGUGAUCCGAAGUAUAUAUCCCUUAUCUGAAUUGUGGCACCAAAUUCAAGAUAUUUGUACAUUUUUUACAAAAAUGAAGGAUGAAGUAUGAACGAAAAUAUUUGCCCCUUCUCGAUUUUAGCGUACUUCUGACUGAAUUCACCUGUCUGGUUGGUUCUUUGAAAAAGACAUUAAGGCUUUCAUUACCCUUCCAUUCUCAAAACUUUUACUGCAAUGGCAACUUCCACUAUACAGUGUAUAUUUAUUCUGAUUCCGUACCAUAAGUCAAUGAGGCUAACCAGGGAGUAUGUCAUGAUUUUAAAAUAUUAGCGGCGGGUGUAAAGGGCAACCCUCAUGUUUAAGUUGAUUAAAAUAGAAAGCAUGAAGAGAAACAAGCAAAAAUUUGAAAAAUUCCAUCAUAACUGGAUAAUGAAUAACAAAAUUACAGCAAUCGGAAGUUUGGAUUGCUCCAAAAAAAUUGAAUGAGGCUGUGGGGCGAAGGAGUUUGAUUAUGAUGUGACAAGCUCAUUGUCACCUUACCUGCAUAGCAGAAGUGAGACUGGCGGUGCUUUUCUAAUUGCGGCAUAGCCGUCAUCAAAUCUUAACCAAAGUUAAGUUUUAAAAUGUCAUCAUAACUUUGAAAGUAUAAGGACUUAUUUCAUGAAAUUUGGACAUAAGGUAAUGAAGUAUCACUGAUCAUUUGACAUGUGUUAAAGGUCACAUGAUCAAAGUCAAUGUCCAAAUAGGGUCAAUGGACUCUGAACAUGUUAUAUCAACAUAAAAAUAGACAAUAUCUAAAGUAUAAUUUCCUAUAUCCUAAUACCCACAUAUAUUCCAUUAGCCAGUGUAUGAAUGUAAUUUCAGUUCUCUAGGGAAAGGUCAAAGGACAUUUGUUGGUCAAUAAAGUGAUAAAAAAUAAGCAAAGCUGAAUAUUUUGAAUUUUCAAGAAUGUGUUGAAAUUACAAGUAAUCUAGUACUAAUAAUUUAAACUUUGAUAUAAUGGUUAACAUGUAUCAGAAAUUAGAUGAGUAUAAUUUCCGAUUACUGGGUUAAGGAAAUAUUAAAUUUAUAUUUAUUCAUUAUCAUCAGAUAAAAUGAAACUGUUAUGAGAUGGUUAUUGGAUAUCACAAAUGAUAUAAAAUGAAAAACAAGUCAUGUCAAAGGUCAUUUAAGGUCAGCAAACUUAAUUUUUAAUUAUUAUUUUUUCUUUAUCUUUUUAGAACAAUUAUUCUUUUCUAAGUCAAGGCUGCUGCUCUUUUGAAUCAUAUAAUGCAGUCUAGACUGCCAAAGACGUUCCACUUGUUUUCAUUUGUUUUCUUUCUUUUUUUACAAGGUGGUGACUUGUUUAUUGAUAGUUUGUUUUAACUUGAAAUUUUCUGUGUUUUUUUUAUUUCAAUUUUCUAUUUUCAUUUGUUUUUUUAUUUAAAAUUCUCAUAUUUUGUUUUCUUUCUCAGAGAAUCUAGAGCAAAGAAUAAGCAAACACAUUUUCAGUGGCUUACAUUUAUAAUCUUCUUAUCGGUUUGAACUUGUGAUUAAUGUAUUGGGUGCAUGUAUUCAUUUCUCUUUUUAAAAUUAGGAAACCAAGCCUUUCAGAUACUGGAAUUAGUUAUAUGUAACUAAAUAGCAUAGAAUUUAUAAAAGUCUGAGCUGGUCAUGGUGACAUCAAACCGUUCAUACUGUCCAUUAUAAUUUAUUGAAAAAAUAAAAUUUAUUGUCAUAUUGAAAAUGAAUCUUCAUAAGCAAUUUGUGAAUGCUGCACAUCAAAAAAAAAUUAUUGAGAUAUCAAAUAGUAUAUAUUUUCAUUAUUUAUAGUAUAUUCUAUAUGUAC